This is a messenger RNA of Alternaria postmessia, 2892 nucleotides long. RefSeq lists its product as uncharacterized. NCBI's taxonomy places the organism in Eukaryota, Fungi, Ascomycota, Dothideomycetes, Pleosporales, Pleosporaceae. The record is from RefSeq and is a predicted model, not a curated record. The transcript has 2 exons. Gene Ontology annotation, molecular function: protein binding. The coding region runs from base 1 to 2892 and encodes 963 amino acids.
AUGGAGACGACCGCCAGCAUCAUAGCAGUGGCCCAGCUGUGCGAAAAAGUCAUCAAAUACAUCAUCGCUGUGUCGGGUGCCAAGGACGAGAAAGCACGCCUUCGGUCGAAGAUCCGAGGCUGCAGUAGCCUGUUACUGCAGCUGCAAGAUGAAGCAGCGGACUCCGAAGAAGUCGAAGAAUGGACUCAAACCCUGGAACUACUCUCUGCUCCUCUAGUGCGUCUUCACGAAGCAUUGAGUCUGACAGCUGUUGCUUUAUCCUCUCGAGAUGGGGUUCGCGAGAGGCUGCAAUGGCCGUUCAAAGAAAAGGAUGUGAGAACGCUGGUGGAGGCAAUUGACAGUGAGAUGGGAAUGCUUUCCCUAGCUCUUGAUGGAAAUACAACACGACUACUUAUUGAAACCAACGCUCGCUCUAAGCGCAACGAACAGGAUCUGAGGGAGUUGAAGGACUUCUUAAAACUGGAUAGGGGAACAACUAUUUCGACUUUAAAGAGUCUUAGUGGGGGCCUGCAGAACAUCCAGAUCACUCAGAAUGGCGUUCAGGAAGGGCUCGACAAGCUACAUGAGCGUCAUGAUACGAAAGAAGCUACGGAAAAGCGUCAGAGAAUUUUGGAUUGGUUGACACCUAUUGACCAUGCUUCACAACAGCGAGAUGCUAUCAGUCGGCGACAAGCUGGCACUGGCGGAUGGCUCCUGCACUCACAAGUCUACCAAGACUGGCUCGGCACCAGCAAUCGUACCCUGUUCUGCCCUGGCAUUCCAGGCGCAGAAAAGACAGUGUCGGCCUCCAUCAUCAACGCCGAUUUGUGGGAGCGAUAUGGUAGCGAUAACACAAUCGGCUUGGCUCAUCUGUUCUGCAACUACAGACGCCAGGACGAGCAGACGUUAGAUGCCCUACUGUCGGGUCUCUUGCGACAACUCGUGGAACCACGAGCGUCGCUGCCAAAAUAUAUUGAAGAACUUUACGACAGUCAAAAGGGAUCUUCGGACCGGAUAGAGGCUAUGGCCAAAACUCUACAACUGGUGGCAUCGAUUUACUCCAGGGUCUUCAUCGUUAUAGAUGCUCUCGACGAAUGCUCUGCGUCACAUGGUUGUCGCAUAGCGUUACUGUCGAGAAUCCAAGAACUUCAAAACACGUGUGGUAUCAACCUACUAGUCACAUCACGCUUCAUACCUGAGAUCGUUGAGAAGUUCAAGGCAGCAUCCAUAAUAGAGAUUCAAGCAGAUAGGGAUGAUGUGCGGAGAUACCUCUCCGAGAACAUGUCACGCCUGCCAGGCUUCGUGCGCAAUAAAGCGGAAUUGCAAGAGGAAAUCAUCUCUAGAAUUGUGGAGGCGGUUCGUGGAAUGUUUCUCUUGGCCAAGCUACAUCUUGAUUCUCUACUCGGCAAGAGAUCACCGAAGGCAGUUCGUGUUGCCUUGGACAAGCUUCCUACUGGUACUGAUGCUUAUGAUUCUGCGUAUGAUUCUGCAAUGGAAAGGAUUGAAGGCCAAAUGGCCGAACAGACGGAGCUAGCAAAGCAAGCUCUCGCUUUCCUCACUUGCGCCAGAGAGCCACUCUCGACCCUGGAACUUCAAGAGGCGAUGGGCGUUGAGGUCGGUGAGCUUGAACUGGACCCUGACAAUUACCCGGAUAUUGAAGAUAUUUUAGCAUCAUGCCUAGGCCUAGUUACGAUAGAUGAUGAUGGCGACAUCAUUCGACUUGUUCACUACACGACGCAAGAGUACCUCGAGCGUACACUAGACCGGUGGUUUCCGGGCGCAGAAGCCAUGAUAGCAGACGUUUGCAUAUCAUACCUGUGUCUGAACCGUUACACUUACCCGGCGCAGUUGGAUUCUACAGAGGAUAGUGCUUGGUACGCCUACGCUGCGAGAAACUGGGGUCAUCAUGCUCGCCGAGCUCCAUCAAGUUUGGAGCGAGUGGUCGACUUCCUUACACAAGAAAUCGCUCUUGAGUACAGUUCUUUUUAUGCGGACCAUUAUUGGCGACCUGUUGACUCCGUAUUUAAGAGUUUUAGCGAGAACAACGAGCCAUGGACCACUGGACUUCACUUGGCAGCUGAAUUUAAUCUCAAGAACGCUAUUGUCGCACUGCUCCAGCGAGGAUUCGAUCCAGGCCGAAGAGAUCUAUAUGGCCGAACACCCCUUCUUGUUGCCGCAGAGACGGGAAGCAAAGCUGCUGUUGAGCAGUUGCUUAAACACGGGUCUUCCAUGGAAGAGCGUACUGACGAACGUCAUCAUCAUUCCCCAGGGUGUACCGCUCUGCACAUUGCCGCGAAAAAUGGUCACGUCGCUAUUGUCAGACUCCUUUUAGACAGAGGCGCAGUGAUCAAUCUACAAAGCUUAUACCAUGAUACGCCCAUCAGUAGCGCUGUGGAAUUGGGGCAGGCCGAGGUUGUCCAGGUUUUACUCGACGCGGGCGCUGAUAGGACCUUCCAUAACACGGGAAGUCUGGAUUCGACGACACUGAUGAGUAUUGCAGUCCUAAAUGAGAAUAUUAAGAUGGUCCAGUUUCUCAUAGCGGCCGGCGUUGAUGUCAACGAACGCGAUGAGAGUUUACAUGCGACAGCCUUGUGGGACGCGGCAUGUCUCCAGUCAGUAGAUUGUGUUCGAGUCCUACUUGAAGCCGGCGCUGAUCCCAACCUCCCUGGUGGCACUUCGCAGGGUUCUCCUCUCAUGAUGGUGUGCUCUCAUUAUACAGAAAACUCUAUCCCUGUAGUCAAGAUGUUGCUUGAUGCUGGGGCAAACGUCGACUAUGUCGACUCAAAUGGAUCGACCGCAUAUGAUCUUGCCAAACGGGCGCAGAAUCUCCAUGUCGCUGAGUAUCUUCUGGAGCGUGGUGUCGAUUCAGAGAUAAGCUUGAAUAACCGGCCUGACUCACUCCAUAGUCAGUGA